Salmo salar (Atlantic salmon) is the source of this 1790-nucleotide messenger RNA. RefSeq lists its product as uncharacterized. Gene Ontology annotation, biological process: RNA 5'-cap (guanine-N7)-methylation. Gene Ontology annotation, molecular function: RNA binding. Gene Ontology annotation, cellular component: mRNA capping enzyme complex. NCBI's taxonomy places the organism in Eukaryota, Metazoa, Chordata, Actinopteri, Salmoniformes, Salmonidae. The record is from RefSeq and is a predicted model, not a curated record.
AUAAAAUGUGUUGACUAUUUCUGGGAAAAAGGCCUGAGAUCCGGAACCAAUGAUAUCGGUAGCGUGUUCUUAGAGGGACGUUUUUGCCAUGGCACUGUUGUCAACAUUUGUCCAGUCGUACAUGUCGAAGCUGUCUGCUGAAUAAAUACAAUUUACAGAAUGACAGAUGGUCCAGAAACGCCGCCUAACUAUGAUGAGCAGUUUGCCCACCGGUUUUCUCUCGAGGACCGGGAGUACCAGCAGUACGUGAGUCGCCCCGCCAACCCCCCGCCACUGGUAGAGGACUGGGGGGGGCGUGGAGGCGGAAACAACCGGGGCAGAGACAGCAGAUCCCAGGACCGUGGCGGGUACAGGGGUUGGGGAGGGGACAGGGACCGCGGGGGGGACAGGGACCGCGGGGGGGACAGGGACCGCGGGGGGGACAGGGACCGCGGAGGGGACAGGGACCGCGGAGGGGACAGGGACCGCGGGGGGGACAGGGACAGGCGUUACGGCCAGGGCGGUGGGCAUCAGUCUGGAAGAUACAACUCCUACAACCAGAGACCAUCACAUUACGACCGCUACUGAACUCCUCUUACUGUGGAGUGACCCCGUUCACACCACCCCAGGGCUCUCCAACACUGUUCCUGUAGAGCUACCCUCCUGUAGGUUUUAACUCCAACCCUGUUCCUGGAGAGCUACCCUCCUGUAGGUUUUAACUCCAACACUGUUCCUGGAGAGAGACCCUCCUGUAGGUUUUAACUCCAACACUGUUCCUGUAGAGCUACCCUUCUGUAGGUUUUAACCCCAACACUGUUCCUGGAGAGCUACCCUCCUGUAGGUUUUAACUCCAACACUGUUCCUGGAGAGCUACCCUCCUGUAGGUUUUAACUCCAACCCUGUUCCUGGAGAGAGACCCUCCUGUAGGUUUUAACUCCAACCCUGUUCCUGGAGAGCUACCCUCCUGUAGGUUUUAACUCCAACCCUGUUCCUGGAGUUUAAACCUACAGGAGUUUAAACCUACAGGACGGUCUCUCUCCAGGAACAGGGUUGGGGUUAAAACCUACAGGAGGGUCUCUCUCCAGGAACAGGGUUGGAGAACCCUGCAUUACACACAUAGACCUGACUGACACACACUGUGGCCGUAGCAGGUCAAUCUGAUCUCUCACCUCUCCCAGAUUGAAUAUUGUAUUGAUCAGUGAUGUCAUGCUCUAAUCCACACGGAACAGGAUUACAAAAGUGGUAUUGGUUAUUCCAGCCAGUAGUCUGGGCAUAGAGACAAACUAUUUUCUCUAUAGGCCCUUUUCUAAAGUAGUGCACUAUAUGGGGAAUAUGGCCCUGUUCAAAAGUAGUGCACUAUAUAGGGAAUAGGUUUCCAUCAGUGCAGCAGAGUCAAUAGAGAUGGUUACAACGUGAACUGCAGGACAGGAAAAAUGAGUUGGACUGUUCUUCAACUACCUACCGUCAAAUGUAACAUUUAAGAUGCUCAUCUUUGCUACUAGUGUGAUGAACUGCAUUGAUAGGCAUGUGGUGUAUUGUGGGGUGGCGUGGUUCUCUUGUUUUCAUUUAGUUUGUUUCUCUUGACUCCUAAGACAACAUUCAGCUGGUCUGGAUGUUGAUACAAUGUUAUUGAUUCAAUCUAAAAAUUUGUAAUUAAUGAAACCACAUUUGAACCGUCAAUGUCAUCUAUUUUCUUAUGUCACAAAUAUGCUUAUUCUUUCCAGUUUAAUAUGUGACUUGAAAUUGUAACCAGUAACACAAUUUUUUUUUUCUUGUCUGAAAAAUACAAAUAUAAAAUUGUUCUUUGUCUC